UAUUUAUUUUGCUCUCAUCAACGACAUUUUGAGGUAUCGUCGCUGUUCAUUUUCGUUGCUUUUGAAACCUUGGUUGAUCUUAUUUAGGAGCAACACGUGUUUAUGUGAUUCCAAACACGUGACGCGAAAGACGAUAUAAAUACUGCGCUUAACUUGCGUUCCAUAAUUACGCGCGUUGCUAAUUGCAUCGGUGAAACGAACAUUCCGGUGCGAACUAAUUCGAAAAGGGAUAUUAGUAUUUUUGGAUAAUACAAAACAAUAUCUCUUCCUUACUUAUAAAUAACGUACUUACAAAUUAAUCUUUUGUUUAAUAUUUAAGAAUAAAUAACGCGCUAGCUGUAGACAAUUUUUUUCUAAUAAAGAUCGGUGCAAAAUGAUUUAAGUUAUGUUUCUGAUUUCUUUCUCAUCAUAUAGAAAACCGUUAUUUUCGCGACUGCACCGUCAAUUACAGGACACUCUAUAUUUAAGAAGCGAUCACAGAUAAAGAGGCCGCAUUCUGAACGCAUAGGGAACACUAAGUAUGCCCUUUUAAUUUCGAGUCCCGUUUUUAUUACAAGAGCGUCACGUAUAACGUUGCUUCAGCUUGAGAAUUAGAAAGAUAUAGUCAGCGUUCGACACACGUCCAAAAUAAGACCUCUGUUCGAUGUACGAUAAUUACGGUAUAUAUUGUGCAAAAGAACGCGACGACGGUCACAAUUAUUAUUUGAAAUUACGGAAAGACGCGAGGCGCAGUCCGAUCGCGGCAUUCUCGGUCGAUCUCGGUUCCUCGUUUGUACUGAAAACACACAAUCCGCCUACGAGUGGCUCGCGAGGCGAAGGAUUGUUAACGUCGGCGCAGAACGUUCAUCCCUCUAGGAUAACGAUUGCAUCUAUCAGGGAUGUUGUAACGCGCGCGCGUGAGGGGUCGGUAAUAUAUAAAAACAGCGGCCACGUCUUGGAGCUGUCGUCCUGAGCGAGAUCCUCGGUACAUCGCAUUGUUUCGCGCGUUACAAUAAGUCACUCUACAGUAGUUCACGCGAAAGUGUGUUAUCAUGUUCCGUAAGGCGCCAGUGAGCUUACUCGUCGUAGCGUUCCUGUUUUGCUUGAUCCUCGUGUCGAGUGCCGAAGCUCAGUUAAAUUUCUCCACCGAGUGGGGCAAGAGGAGCCAAAAUGUACGAAUGAAAACGGACUGUCCGUCGCGCAGCACCUCGUCCCUGGAACAAUUGUUGAAGCUGUACACGUUCAUUCAGGUGGAGGCGCAGAGGAUCCUGGAUUGUCAGAACUUGAGCAAAUGAAAGCAAGCGGACCGUCACGUUCCUUCAUCGAACGGACAUCCCGCCGGACCUAUUCGCCAGACGAGACCACAGAAAAUGAUAUUAUUUGAAUAAACGUGAUGCAACGCAA
Dinoponera quadriceps is the source of this 1383-nucleotide messenger RNA. Its product is annotated as adipokinetic prohormone type 3. The coding region runs from base 1032 to 1274 and encodes 80 amino acids. NCBI's taxonomy places the organism in Eukaryota, Metazoa, Arthropoda, Insecta, Hymenoptera, Formicidae. Gene Ontology annotation, molecular function: hormone activity. Gene Ontology annotation, cellular component: extracellular region. The record is from RefSeq and is a predicted model, not a curated record. The transcript has 3 exons.